Molecule: messenger RNA, 4701 nt
Organism: Cylindrotheca closterium
Lineage: Eukaryota; Bacillariophyta; Bacillariophyceae; Bacillariales; Bacillariaceae
Source: the annotation of a GenBank genome assembly
AUGACAUCAUGCAUCAAGCUCAAACGGAAACGAAGCCAUAGAACCAGGAAUUCGCAUUCAUCAUCACUCGGAUGGUAUUGUCUCAUCGCUGCGAUUGGCUCGCAAUCACAAUAUUACGGCGUACCUUUUGCUAAUGCAUUGCUGCCAAGGAGGAGGAAUCCUUCAACAUCAUCAUCAUCAUCAUUAUUAUUCAAUACCAAGAACGCCUUUGUCAAGCACAAGGAGCGAAAUAACUACUUGGAGGGCCUUCGAGGAGGUGGCGACAAGACGAAAAGAGAUGAGAAAGACAAUGAUGUCCUGCAAAUGGACGACACGGAAUUAGAUGCGUAUAUUGAAUUCUUGUUGGCCGCGGACGGGGAGGACUCAUCCACAGUUGGGAACCCUUUCAAACGACGACGAAAAACACAAGAACACGUCGUGGAAGAAGCGGUGCAAGAGGAACCGAUUAAUGAUGACGAUUCUUUGACUGAAUUGUCCGAGAGUGAUCAACAGGAAGAAAAUAUUGAGGAAACUGGGUCAAUCCACUCUGAAAAUGUGGAGGAAGAAGAAAUGGAUGCACCAGUUAGCGAGUCUGUCGAGGCAGCAACAAUGGAAGUGGCUUCUGUUGCACCCAUAGAAAACAGACCAAUGCAUUCAGAAAGUGUGGAGGAAGAGACUGAGACAUCAGGAAUAGAUGAUUCUGUAGAAAUGGAACCAGUGGGAGAGAGUUCUUCUGCUGUUGUAUCGUCGUCCGAUGAAGAAGAGAACGAAGAAAUCUUCGAGUCAACGAUAUCAGAUCAACAACAGGAAGAGGGUAUAUCAUCAUCCGAGACAGAGGGGGACGAAAUAAUAGUGUCGGAAUUACAAAGCGAAAACAAAGAUGAUUCGAAUCAGGCUACAACAGCAGAUCAAGAAGAAAGUUUGGAUACACCGAUGGUAAAACCAAGUAUCGAGCUUAAAGUUCAACAGACUCGAGAAACGGUGGUGACAACUGGGAGAUCAGCGUUAUGGGGAAAAUUGUUCAAGCCCCUGGUGACAUUCGAACAGGGUGACGAGGAUGAUUCGACGGAAGGCGACGAGGAAAGCGUGGAACAAACCCUGGAAGAAGAAGCACCCUCUGAAACAAUGGUUCCAAAGGUUACUACUACUGUGACAGAUGAAAGCAGCGAAGAAAAAAUAGAUCUAAGUCCAUCACUACGGGAUCGAUGCCGUGAGCAAUGGCAGAAACUAAAAUCAAGUAUGGGUAGAAUAAUAGAGCCGAGCAGCUCGGAGAAAGAAGAUGUUGAUACUACUUUUGAUGGACGAGAACCGCAGCGCGACUACUCGAAAAUUUAUCAGAAAUACUACGCAAUGAACGACUCCAAGACUGCUGAUGAGACUGCAGUCGACAGUAGUGGUGAUGAAACUGAUGACACGUCCAGCAAAACAGGAUCCGGUUGGUUUGCAUUCUUUUCCAAAAAUUUCCAAAAGGAUGAAGACGUUGCCUCGGGUGAUGAUUCUGAAACCAAACUGAAUUUGAGUAUAGCACCAUCCGAUUCCGUGGACACGGAAACAACAACCCCGGAAAAUGAUGAAAUGAGCGAUGUCGAAGAUGACGAAUCAACCGAAAUCAACAGGCCAACCUUAUCGCUUGACAGGAUAGAGGGAGUUUUUCAAGGCGAUUUGGACCAUACUUCUUCCCAAGAGACGUCAGAACAACUUGAUGAGGACCAGUCGCCGGUGUUAUCGUUGGAGAUACCGAAAGAGAGUGCCCAUGACAACAAGGAAGAUGCUCCAGACAAGGAGGAGUCACCCGAACAGCAGGAUCAUGAUUCUGUAGUCUUAUCGUUGGAUAUUCCAGUUGUAGAGGAUACGGAAGACGUCGAGGAUAAAGUUCCAAUAUUUCAGGCUGAAGAAGAAGCAGAAGGUAUAGAGGAAUCGACGGUCCUUUCAUUAGAUAUACCCGUUGUGGAGAGUAUCAAAGAGGGUGAUUACGAAUCUCAAUUUCAAGAUGAAGAAAGAGGAAAUGAUAGCCGAGUUGUGCUAUCGUUGGAUAUACCAAAUGUAGAGCAACCAAUGGAAGAUAACGACAUGCCCUUGUCUAGUGAUGCCCAUGGUGCCGCUGAUCUCUCUUCGGAUAUUCCUGAGGUGAAUGAUUCAGAAGACGGCGAGGAAGACUUACCUGUCAAGUCGAAAGACGAUCCAACAUCAAGAAAAGUGAACAGACUGGCAUUGUCACUAGAUCAGCCCACAAGAACUGUUGAGAUAGUUGAUGAAGCUUCAGAUCCGAGUGGUGACGAGACCAUAGAGUUGGAAGAUGAUUCAGUUUGUAUGGACGAAAUGAUUUCCACCGAUCCUGAUACGACAACGCUACUUGAUAUUGACACUUUGAAUGAGAACUUCGAUCUCGGCAACUGUGAAGAAGUCUUGUUAACGAACAUAACGGAGGGCGCAGAAGAUGACGGAAGUCUUGGCGACUUACUCCAACUCGAUUCUGAGUCUUUGGAGGACGACAUUGAUCUCGAGGACAUUGAUAACGAGGACAUUGACGAAGACUUGCACGCCACUUCUUCAAAGCCUGAGACACCGAAGAUUGGAUUCGUAGACCAGAGUUUGAUGACCCUUUACGUUACGUUAGUCGUUUUGGAGGAGAUGUUGAAGGUAUACAUUCUACCUCCUAUUGAAGAGCUUCUGGAUUGGGUAUUGUACGAAAAACCUCCACCCAUAUUUCGUGAAGACUUCUCCCUCAGAAAGUUCCUUGAGAUGAGAGGAGGCGCUGCAAAAGCGACUUCGCUUGGAAGCACAAAAGUGCAACUUGGGGAUGAAAUCAAAGACGAGCCGAAAGAAGAGGAAAGCGAAGAGGGCACUAAUUCCGAAGCUGAGAAGCGUGGCACCAAGACGAACCAAAAUGAUGCGACGCCCAGUACCACGCACCAGAACAUGUCAGUCCCAAAAGUUCGGCCAAAUCUCAUCUAUCGGUACCUUUUGGGAUAUGGCCGUGCUGGCCAUACAAUAAUCAUGGCAUCUGUCUUUUCAGUUGAAUGGAUAGGAACUUAUUUGCCAGCAUUGACUUUCUUGGUUGCCAGUGUAAAACGUCAAGUUUUUGGAGAAAGUAAGGGCUUUCGCGAUGUCGAGGAAUCGUUUGCAUCACAAACGACAGGGUUCGUUGAUGGCACUGGAUCCACUGUCCGAGGUGGUAAGAAGAAAAAAGCGCAGACUCAAAAAGAUGACCAACAAGCAUUGGAUCAAUUGGAUAGACUUGGAGAUGCGAGUCAAGCGAGAUACUACUUUGUGAGCAAUUCGUUUUUGAAACGACACGCAAUAGGACCAUACUCAAGCGGCACAUCAGAAGUCGAAUUGGUAGCAGAAGCGCUUGACAUUGUUCAAGAUGAGGAGGAAAGUGACGAAGAUUGGGUUGUCGAAGCUUUGACACGAAAGGAAGCUUCAGCUAGAGAAUUGGCAGCUGAAUCACCUGUGGAAUUUUCAAUCAGCAGUAGAGGCUCGGCUUUAAGUGUGGGGGUUGGUUUCGGAUUUGGGGAGAAAAGCAAGAAAUCAAGGAAACGAGCAUCAAUAUCCGAGGUUUCACUCUCGAGUGCUUCUAGUCGCACGGCGAAAUCAAGAAAACCGGCAGGGCAGCGUUCGAGUGAUCGGGAAAGCGGCGUUGUCGGCCGAAUACGUGCAGCCGGCGCGAAUAGUUUGGUUGGACGAAGCAUUCUUGGGGCAUAUCCCGGUGAUGUCCCUUCACCGGAUGAGGCGGCAGACCCAAACGGGCUUCUUGGACUUGCAUCAAAGUAUGGGUACGGCGAUUGGUCCGACGUAGACUGGUCGGAUGCGGAUGAUACCGAUUCUCUUCAUCAAAGGAGAGGGAAACCCCGCAGAAAGCGAAAAUCAGCAUCAGGUUCUGUGCGAAAAGUUAAAGAAUCAUCAUCAGUGGGUUUAGGCUUGGAAAAAAUUGUUCGCGAGACUCAAUCCUCGAGAACACGGAGAACCAGAUCAGCGUCUUCUCGACCAAGAACAAAGGAUGAAAUGGAACCGGCAGCAACAAAGACAGUCCGAAAGACAAGAAUACGACGAAAAAAGCUACCAUCGACUAGUACAUUGAAGAAGGCCAAUGAACAGAAAGAAGCUGUGAAGUCGACAAGAGGAAGCAAGUUAUUGACGGCAACGAACAAGGCAACGAGCGGAAGUACUGUGACGGGACCAGCGAUUGAAUCAAUGAAAGAAAGUGCGAAACCGGAAGGAAGUGCGAAACCAGAGCCGUAUUCAGAAAGUAGCAAAAUGGCAGAUGAAGCGCGCAGUAGCACUGAGACUGCACCCAGUACCGUUGUGAAGAGGUCUAACGCUCAAAGCGACAUUGUCAAUUCGAUCGGAGAAAGUAACGUUUUGAAGCCAGGAAGUAGUACCUCUGCAAAAGAAAGCGCUGUUGCAGGGUCAGCAAUCAAAUCGUUAAAUCAAAAGGCGAAAUCAAACUCGGAUUCUUCGUCUUCCUCGACCGACACACCUGUAAGUGGACUAGCUUUGAGCUCCCUCAAGAAGGGCAGAUCUCAAGCCAGCAAUUCUGUAGUAGGACCAGCUAUUGGUUCCAUAAAGGAGAGUGCAACGAGGGCAAAGUCAGGAGUGACUAAUUCUGCAAUUGACUCACUGAGAAAGAAAGCAAAGGAGAAAUCGAAAAGUUCCGUCCUAGACCCAAAGAAACCAGAGGGGCAAACAUACGAAGCUAGUGACAACCAAGAUACAACAUAA